Messenger RNA from Aspergillus saccharolyticus JOP 1030-1, 591 nucleotides. RefSeq lists its product as uncharacterized. The transcript has 2 exons. Bases 1 to 591 code for a protein of 196 amino acids. Lineage: Eukaryota; Fungi; Ascomycota; Eurotiomycetes; Eurotiales; Aspergillaceae. The record is from RefSeq and is a predicted model, not a curated record.
AUGAAGACCGUCGACGACACCGCCCGCGAACUCGGCUGCGUGAACUCCCACGAGGAAAAACACCUCCAACAACAAGAAUACGAGCGAGAGCAGGAGGUGCAGAGACGGGAGCAGCAAUUAUUUCAACAAGAAGAACAACAACAGCAGCAGCAGCAGCAGCAGCAGCAAGCAGCACUACUACACAACGCCCCCUCCGCUUCCGUUACUGCAUCCCUCUCAUCGACCUCCUCUUCUUCGUCGUCGUCGUCCUCCUCCUCGGGACUCAUCCCUCCGACGGAGAAAAUCACCGAGGUGGCUAGUAGCUCUAUCCAGGAGGUCAAGUCGAUGCUGAAUGCCGCGUACGAGAGCGAAUUGGUCAAUAGGGCGGUGCGGACGGUGCGGGAGUAUGUGCCGGGGUUAGCGGAGGGAGCGGAGGGGGAGCAGGAUGAUGAAGCAGACCGGUUCGCAGCCUCGCCGGAGGAGAUCCAACGCAUUGACGCGCUGGAGAAGGAACGCAUCGUGGAGUUUCUGCAGAACAGGCAGCGGAGUACGGCGGAUUUGGAGAAGAAGUAUCAUCGUUCGGAUGAUCGCGGGAGUGGGACUAAACAGUGA